Messenger RNA from Fusarium pseudograminearum CS3096, 411 nucleotides. RefSeq lists its product as uncharacterized. The record is from RefSeq and is a predicted model, not a curated record. The coding region runs from base 1 to 411 and encodes 136 amino acids. NCBI's taxonomy places the organism in Eukaryota, Fungi, Ascomycota, Sordariomycetes, Hypocreales, Nectriaceae. The transcript is spliced from 3 exons.
AUGAAGAUCAACACCUUGAUUCUCCUCGCCCUGGGGUCUCUUCGUGUAGCUGCCGAUUCAGAUUUUGGCGCAACCUGUCACGACAUUUCUGUAUCUCAGCCAGGUGGUAAUGCCAACUAUCCAAAAGACCGCUUUUCCUUAUAUGCAUGGUGUCGCAAAGAAAAGGGUGCCUGGAGCGAGUCCUUUCUCAAUCUCAGCAAAUGUAUUGCUAAUGACGGUGGAAAUCUGGUUGCUCGAGAGAAUGGUGGCAUGGGAGGGAGUUGUAGGGAUAUGCGCUUGAGUGGCACUGUCCUGCUUUCUAGAUGCGUCAACAACAAUGGUGGAACGACAGAUGCCUCUAUUGACUUGAACCGACUCGUUGGAAACCGGAACGGUGCUCUCACUUGCUUUGGCGCUUCACACGCUUCAUAA